Messenger RNA from Suillus discolor, 1330 nucleotides. RefSeq lists its product as uncharacterized. Lineage: Eukaryota; Fungi; Basidiomycota; Agaricomycetes; Boletales; Suillaceae. Bases 218 to 1228 code for a protein of 336 amino acids. The record is from RefSeq and is a predicted model, not a curated record. The transcript has 8 exons.
AACUGAUACUACUACUAACUUGUAUUGUAGCUUUAGUCAUGGGGUGCACGGCCGUUUCAGCCCUUUCCUCUAAUACAGUGGUAAGUACUGUGAGAAUGCGGCCCUAACCGAAGCUACCGUCUCACUAGCUAUAGCCAGAGGCUGGCAAAGAUGCCCACUGGCACACCUUUGCGCAUCUACCAGGCUGUAGACAGUCGUUAUAGAUCUUAUUUUUGCCAUGGCUUCAAACAUCUCAUUGGAUACCGCUUCUUUACUGGCAUUGGUGCUGGAAGGCGUGGCAUACGGGUUUUCAAUUCUCAUGUUUAUCGGUACUAUCUGGGCUUUGACCCGCAAACAACGUAUGCAGGAUGUCAGUCGCCCAAUCAUCGUGGUGGCCACCCUGCUAUUGAUAUUGAGUACUGUGCACAUCGUCGUGAACACUGUUCGUGUUGAAGACGGACUAGUGAAGUAUCGCAACACGUUCCCGGGUGGGCCAGUGGCGUUCUUUGCCGACCUUUCCCAAUACACAUUUACGGUCAAGAAUGUGUUAUACAUCUUGCAAACUCUAGUGGCUGACGGGGUAGUGAUUUAUCGAUGUUAUGUUGUAUGGCGAUCACUCUUGGUCAUUGUGCUACCGAGCAUGCUGUGGUGCAGUGUUGCAGUGACUGGUGUCUUUGAAACCUACAGCUUUUCGCAAGUCACAACUGACUCCGAACAAAUCUAUAACGAGCGUGGGCAACCUGCAUAUUGGCUUACUGCAUUUUUUGCCUCGUCUAUUGCAACAAAUUUGUUGAGUUCAGCAUUACUUGCGUAUCGUAUCUGGAUAAUUGAACAUGGUGUCUCUACAGUUCGCACCGAGAAGAACACUAUGAUGCCGAUUGUGCGCGUGCUCAUGGAUUCUGCUGUUUUGUACUCUGUGGCGCUCUUGACCACAUUAAUCUGUCAUGCGUGCUCGAACAAUGGAGGGAUUGUCAUGAUAGACAUGCUCAUGCCCAUCAUAUCGAUUACCUUCUACAUGGUCCUUGUUCGCAUUGCAAUCAAUAGAAAACACAGCCAUACCUCGACUAUAGAGAUGAUCAAUGAACCAAGCAGUUUGCAGUAUCCUAUGCAACAACCCUUGCAGGUCACUAUAUCCAAAUUUACGUAUCAUGACAGUAAUGCAGUGUAUCAUGAUGGAAUAGGGAAUAAGGCCUCAGGAUCGGCCAUCGACAUUCAUGGCGGAAUCCAAAAAGGCUCCCCAGAAUUGUAAGCAAACUUAGUGUGUCGUUUAUUUUGUAUUUCCCCAUAGAUUUGUUUGUGUUUCCACUUUAACAUACCAUCAUGCUUGCACACAGUUCUUGUUAUCCGUUUC